AUGUCGGUGAACACUCAUAAAUCGUGGCAUAUCCACAGGGAGGUUAAUAGGGAAAAAGUCCGCCGGUUGCAAGACGAACUUAGUGCAGCAAAAGACAGAUCAGCCAAGGGUCUAGAGGUAAUUUUGAGCGGCGAAUCCGCGACGACUAACGAACUCUUAGAACAAGUAUACAAGCUUGGGGAGCCACCCCUUCCUGAGCCCAUAGCAUCAGCUGAUAUCAGCUCCCCUGUUCCCACCGCAGUUAUUCCUUUAAACGAUGAACUGAGCCGCUUCGACCCGCUUGUCUACCCUAUUGAGCCAGAUAUAUCGACAGAAAAGUUAGCUAUGAGGAAGCCAUACCAAGGCAGCACUGCAAAAGAAGGACUAUCGAGCGUCUCGGAUGGUCAAAGCGUCCCUUCUACCACGGCAGGUGAGUUACUCCAUCAGGAGACGCACAGAAUGCAGGACGACAUCCGUAAGAAGUUUUACGGGUCAGCUCUGCACUCCAACCGCAGCUUUAGGCGACGCCGUGAAGAAGAUCUAAUCCAUUUCAUGCCCCACAACGUGCACGUGGGUAAACACACGGCAGUCAUUCGCAAGGGCUUUGCUAAGGAGACGCGACCAUGGCCCAUGACACGAGUUCCUCCCCGAGGGCAACUGGGAAAGUAA
Molecule: messenger RNA, 648 nt
Organism: Giardia duodenalis
Lineage: Eukaryota; Fornicata; Diplomonadida; Hexamitidae
Exons: 1
Coding region: 1-648 (215 amino acids)
Source: RefSeq, a predicted model, not a curated record